AACCACGGGCCUUCUGGCUUCGAGUCCACGCCCCCUCCCCAACGAAAACCCCACCGCGCACGGCCGCCGCUCACCACUUCACUCCCACCCCGCCCACGGCCGCCGCUCACCACGCGCCAUGGCGUUCCCUUCCCCCACCUCCCUCUCCUCCUCCGGCUACCCCGCCCCAAUCCACCUCCGCCUCCAGCCCCUCCCCAGCAUCCCGCCGCUCCUCCCCUUCCGGCGCACCCUGCCGCUCCUCCUCCCCUCGCUCCGCCUCGCCCGGCCCCACCUCCUUCCCCUCCCGGUCGCCUCCUCUGGCAGCGGCAGCAUCGGCGGCGGCGGCGAUGACGAACUACCCUCUGGCGGCGGCGGCGAUGACGAACUACCCUCUGGCGACGGCGGCAGCGGCGAAGGAGGAGACGAGGGCGACGGCGGCAGCGGCGGAGGAGGAGACGAGGGCGACGGCGGCAGCGGCGGCGGAGGAGACGAGGGCGACGGCGGCAGCGCGGACGGGUCCGGGGACGGCGACGACGCCUCUGGCAACAGGAGGGAGGCCCUGUUCGUGCUGGCGCAGCUGGGGCGGAAGCUCGAGAGCCUACCGGCCGACCUCGCCGCCGCCGUGGAGGGCGGCCGCGUGACCGGCGAUAUCGUGCGCCGGUACGUGGACCUCGAGGCGUCGCCCUUAUCCAGGUGGCUGCUGCAGUUCGGCGGCUUCAAGGAGCGCCUACUCGCUGAUGACCUCUUCCUCACCAAGGUCGGCAUAGAGUGCGGCAUCGGCGUCUUCACCAAGAGUGCUGCAGAGUAUGAGAAAAGGAAGGAGAACUUUGUCAAAGAGCUUGACUUUGUGCUUGCAAAUGUGAUCAUGGCAAUAGUUGCAGAUUUCAUGCUUGCAUGGCUUCCUGCUCCAACCGUGUCUUUGCGGCCACCACUAGCGAUGAAUUCUGGAGCCAUUUCUAAAUUCUUCUACAACUGCCCAGAUAAUGCCUUCCAGGUUGCUUUGGCUGGGAGAUCAUACACACUUUUGCAGAGAGCGGGAGCUAUUGUGAGGAAUGGUGCAAAACUUUUUGCAGUGGGAACUAGUGCCUCUCUGAUCGGCACUACUGCGACCAAUGCACUGAUAAAAGCAAGGCAGGCUGUCAGCUCGGAUUCUGCCGGUGAAGUCAAGGAAGCCAAGAAUAUUCCAAUUGUAGAAACUAGUAUUGCGUAUGGCGUGUACAUGUCAAUUUCUAGUAACCUCAGGUACCAGAUUGUGGCUGGAGUGAUUGAACAACGACUGCUCGAGCCACUACUGCACCGCCACAAACUAGCAUUGACCGCAAUGAGUUUUGCAGUUCGGACAGGGAACACAUUUUUGGGUUCUUGUCUGUGGGUGGACUAUGCCAGGUUAAUAGGCAUACAGUAGGCCUAAGUAGAGAUAAAAUUGGUUGGUCAUGACGUGCUAUUCUCUACAACUACGUGUCGCUGCUCGUCGGUCCGCCGCGAACCGCUCCUCCGCUUGCCCGCUUUGCUUUUCUUUUUUUUUUUCCCGGCUCCGUACCGCACGCGCGCCGCGCCGAACGGUUCCGCCGUGAGCAUGCCUACCUAGCUCGUGCAUGCACGUGGGCAGCAGCCUGCAAGCGCAGCACCGCUUGUCGCUCUGUGCAUGGUGGCCCAUAAAGCCCACCGAAGAGGAUCAGGUGACCCUUUCUUCUUUUGUUUCCUUUUCCAUUUUUUCUUUGCAAAUCACUGUGUUCGGCUGUAUACUCAUAAGACAUAUACUCGCACAUGAAAUAUGUGCAAGACUAAUGUCAAAAAACAUUAAUUUUUGGUGUAUCAAUAAAUGGUCUUUCAUAUUUGAA
This is a messenger RNA of Setaria italica (foxtail millet), 1820 nucleotides long. Its product is annotated as protein RETICULATA-RELATED 4, chloroplastic. Bases 119 to 1384 code for a protein of 421 amino acids. The record is from RefSeq and is a predicted model, not a curated record. The transcript has 8 exons. NCBI's taxonomy places the organism in Eukaryota, Viridiplantae, Streptophyta, Magnoliopsida, Poales, Poaceae.